AUGGCCCAGAACUUGACCGAUGCUGAGCUGGACCGCGACUGGCAGCCCAAUGGCCGUCGUCCUCAGUCCACCAUCGCCCGCUCCUUCUCCCAGGAGCUGAUGGAUAUUUUCCGUAUCGAGAACAGCGUCGCCGACAUGGACGAGAAGGUUGACCAGCGAAAGCAAAAUGUCCAGUCCCAAGCCGCCGAGCUCGAGGCUCUCGAGCGCCGCAUUCGCGAGAUGGAAGAGCGCAUGAAGCGCGGCUCCUCCUCUACCCACCAGCGGGCGCUCUCCCCAUUCACCAACAACAACCCUCGACCUCGACACAACCUCCUCUUCUGCUGCCGCGAC
Verticillium alfalfae VaMs.102 is the source of this 330-nucleotide messenger RNA. RefSeq lists its product with no specific name. The record is from RefSeq and is a predicted model, not a curated record. NCBI's taxonomy places the organism in Eukaryota, Fungi, Ascomycota, Sordariomycetes, Glomerellales, Plectosphaerellaceae. The annotation marks the transcript as partial. The transcript has 3 exons.